AUGAACUACACCAGAACCUGCCGCCACCUCACACAAUGCGGAAAAAGGAAAUUGGAGGCAUCAUCUACCCAACCCAAGGAAAAGGGGAAGACAGAUUCGUCAGCACUUCUUACUCAUUUGCCAUUUCCCGAUAGACUUUCAAUCAAGGUUGAAACUGCCAUUGCAAGUGGCAAUGUACUGUCUGCAAGGAAACAGUUAAUUGCGGCUGUCGGUCUGGGUUUUUUUUAUGAUCUGGUCACACAUCCUCAACAUGGGGAUUACAAAAGGAUGGCAAUAAGAACAUGCGAAAAAUUUCCUGAACUUAAGGAUGCAAAUUCGUCCACCUUUUGGGUAAGAACUUGUUUGGUUAUAGCUGAUUUCGUAUGAAUGUACAAUAUUUCACUGUGCCUGCAUGGUUGUAUAAACACCGCCUUUUUAUACUUCUGGUUGUAAACAAAAGCCAAUAUAUGGAGUGUGUUUAGUUGUAGGAGUUUCACACCCUGUAUCCUGGUUCCAGAGGAUCUUAAAAGAACGGCGAGGCGAAAAAGCCUCUGGUCAAAUUGGUUGCGAAUCUCACUUCCAUACUUGAUUAGGUUCAGAAAAAGGUACAAAAAAUUUAUAUGCAGAAUUAAAAUUAUUGCUAUAUUUAGUAGGCUAUAAUAUAAUGCAUGACAAUGUUUUUCUACAAACAGCCAAUUACGUGCGAGGUUCAGGGUCUGACCUAAUCAAGUAUCGAAGUGAGAUUCGCAACAAAUUGUCUCUGGAACCAGGGUACACACACUGCAGUGUUGGUCAGAGUUUCAUUUAUCAUUCUCAUUUUCAUACAUCAUCAUCACCACGUUUUCAAAUUUCACCAGUAUAUAUGUAAUUCCAAACACUAAAUAUUUAGUGCGAAGCGAUUACUAAUUGUACUUGUGUUGCUGAUUAGGAAAACCUCGUGUUAUAUUUUCUUCUAGCUUCCAGUCCAGAAAGCAAUUGAGUCGUUUUUUUCGAAAUCACCGCCAGUACUCCAAGGCAGGACCGUCUGAUUCUCAUAAAGCAAAGAAUGUUUCUGUACUCAAGAAGGAAAAAUUGGGAGAAACUGUUGAUGACGAGGCAGCGCAGAAGAGAAACCUUAAGCUACUUAAGGAUUAUAAAGCGGGUUCUAUAUCUGAUAAAACCUAUUGAGUAUUCAAGUUUAGUGGACGAUACCCUCCCUGCCAGGCAGCAAUUCAUCAAAAAUGAAGCAAAUUCCUGUGCCGAGAUUUUAGGACUUUGUCCCUACCUUGGGAAAUCGGAACACGUAAGUUUUAUAGUAUAAUGAGAGGCUAAUUAUAGGACAAAUUUUGGUGCACCAAAAUGGGGGAGGGCUUGUUGUAAAAAAAACAUUUCCAAUAUAUUACCUUGUUUUUUUUUAUUUGCUCAAUUCUUAAGAACAAUUUGUCUUAAUUUAUCACAUAGAUCCAAAAUUAACAGAGCUAGGAUUCAUUGUAUCUGGGAAUUUUAACUGUCUUUGUUGCUUUGUCCCUCCUUCUCUCGGUGACCCUGCACUAGUUGUUGAAACCUGAUAUAUCCUGGUACGAAGGGUUUUUAGACAAUAUUUUCAGCUUUAUGUAUCCACAUUUCAUCUCGGGAUGUAACAGAUCAUCAGAAAUUUUUCUAAAAUUGUUUGUGGUGUUGUACAAUUUAUAGGGGCGUUGCAUGGAUAUUUCAGUGCUGUAUAACACUACUUACUUUUUGUAUCCAAAUGCAGUACUUAAUUUUAAUAUGUAUUUUAUUACAGAUUGGCAGUAAAAGUCGUUACUAUAUGGUUCACUUCGUACAUUAAUCAACUAUAUUGCUUUUACUAUUUUUCAAUUUAGGUGCGGAAAGAUAUGAAGAAAAUAGUCCCACAAUUUGCGAUGAAGAAGUCCAUAGAUAACCUGCGUUCAAGUUUUCAAAAGAUUAUUCGCAAGGAUGGCAAGAUUUCAAAUGCAGACGUGGUGGAUGCUGUUCAAUAUGUUGAGAAGAAUUAUCAAAAAAAGGGAUCGAGUGUUAUCAAGUUCAAAGAUGCAAGUACUGCAAAAUAAAUCCAUUCUUGUACAAACAUCAGGCACAUACACUGGCGAGGGCAAAUCCCACAAAUAAAUUGAAUUUGUUGAAAUCAUAGCAUAUUUUUACCUUAGUUCUUUGAAAGUAUAUAUUUUCUCUUAUUAUUAAUGCGAGUAUUAUUAAUGGCGAGCGGUGGGGUAUCCCCACAAUAAUUUGCGAAAAGCUUUGAUUGACAUCUGAAUAACUGUAUAACAUGAAAUGUAAGGCAAAGAAAGUUUAAUUAAGGAUCUCCACUAACAAAAGAUGGUCCAUAUGGAGACAAACUAAAUCCCCCACCAAGAUUUCGCGAAGAGUCCGCCCGCAUGCAAUGAUUACAAUUGCCAUUCGGUAUGAAUUGGUAUUCUGUGUCAUUUACAGCCGUCCAAGAUAUCCGAUGCUUACUUCAAAGACAAAGAUGUGGAAUUUAAGCUCGUAUGUCUUAGUACAAAGGAGGAGGUAUCACAAGUUUUUGUAGCUGGAGAAGAUGCACUGUCUUUGAAACCAGCACGGAUGGAAUCUCAUAGCAGCAUAUUAUGUUUUUGAUGUAAGCUAUCCUGAGAACAUGCGCGAAGACAAGAGUAAAGUGAUCUCAUAAUUGCUUUUAUAUUUUAGGUGCGAAAAGAGACUAAACGAAUCAUGCCAGAUUUCUCAUUCAAGAUCAUGGAAAGAUUGGGCGACGGAAUCAAGAAUGUGUCGAAGAAAAAUGAAAUUAACAACCAAGUUGUCGUGAGUGCAGUCCGAUUGAUCGAAAAGAAAACUGUGAACCUUUAA
Messenger RNA from Paramuricea clavata, 2799 nucleotides. The record is from the annotation of a GenBank genome assembly. Lineage: Eukaryota; Metazoa; Cnidaria; Anthozoa; Malacalcyonacea; Plexauridae.